CUCGCCGCUGUCCCUCACUGAGCUCACGUCGGCGUCGCUCCCACUUCUCUCCUCGCCGUGACUGUCCUCGCCGGCUCGCCUCUCCCGUCUGCUGUCUCUGGUCUCUGCUCGCCUCUCCCUCAUCGUCUCUUGCUAACUGGAGAGGGUAGGGGCGGGACAGGUACCCGUAGGACGGGUUAGGGUAGAGCAGCCUACUACCCGCGGGUAGGGGUGGUGCGGGUAGUAGUGGAGUGCAAGGACGGCGGGGCGGGGUCGGGUAGGGCAAAAACCCGCCCCUACCCGCCCCACUGCCACAGAGGUAGAGAGGGAAGAAGAAGAAGAGAAGUGGAGUCUCAACCAAGUCUCCCAAUAGCUCUAUAACACUUCAAGAUCCUCCUGGUCUGUUUCCCUUUCACCUGCAGAUAUUGGCCUACACUCGGUUUUUUCCUAUGAGCCAACUCAUGUUUUUUGUGGUUCAUAAUGGUAUUGAAGAGUAUUUGUGAGAGGAUCAUUGGUGCAACAUGUUCUUCUAAAAGCUCAGUUGAGACUAUAGAUAACAGUCAGGUGCCAGCUUCUUUGAAAGUAGGGUCUGGUGAAAGUAAGUAUCCUAACGCUUCCUUGUGGUCAGGCUUCUUUCCAUCUGGUUUUUUGGUCUCUGAAACGCAUAGUGAACCAUUGUCUUCUGAAAAGAAAGCAGUUUAUUUUGGAAAUAGUGGGUGGGCAGCUGCUGUGUGGAAAGUUGUUAACAGUGGCUCGAUGAGGAGAUUUCAAGAACGUGUACUUGGGACAGGGAGGACUGAGAUUUCAAGUUCUGAUGGUGAUAUAUGGUCUGGUGUCUGCCAUAAUAUUUCACAACAAGAAUCGACUGCAAAUGUAGAUACUAGUAACGAGUUUGCUGCACUUGAGCAAGAUUUUUCUUCAAAAAUCUUAGUAACAUAUUGGAAAGGCUUUGAUGCUAUUGGAGAUUCAAAGUAUACUAGUGAUUUUAAUUGGGGAUGUAUGUUUCGGAGCAGCCAGAUGCUUGUAGCUCAGGUUGUCAAUAUCAAUGGGGAAUCCCAAGAGACUAGUACCUCCUCGUACCAUAGCAAUGUUAUCAGGCACAUACCCCUAGAUUCAAUCAACCCAUCCUUGGCUAUUGGAUUUUACUGCCGAGUCAAAGAUGAUUUUGACGACUUCUGUUCCCGAGCUUCCAAGCUUGCUGAAGAAUCAAAUGGUGCCCUAUUAAUCACGGUAGCUCAGUCUUGGAGGUUCUUAUUGCAAACCGCUAGUAACAAUUCGCCGGGUGGCAACCUUGGAUUCCAAGACGAUGAUUCUGUAGCUAUGGAUGUUGCCAACGAAGCAGGCAACAAUGAGGAUGAUUGGCAACUCCUGUAAUUCCAGAGUUGCGCAAGGUUGAUUUGAAGUAAUGGGUGGAAAAAUUUGUUGUUUGAUGCUCAUGUGCCUAAGCCUAAUUUGUCCAUGUUGUUGAUGCCUAGUUUUGGUGGCUCCCCAUUCUCAAGAUAUGAUCGAAAAUAGGCUUUGUAGAAAAGUAAAUUAUACUGAAUAUGAUUCUUUGGCUUAAUUUAUUUGCUCAUUUGUUGAUAUAACUAACUAGGUAUUUGUUGAACGUUA
This is a messenger RNA of Arachis ipaensis, 1590 nucleotides long. The record is from RefSeq and is a predicted model, not a curated record. NCBI's taxonomy places the organism in Eukaryota, Viridiplantae, Streptophyta, Magnoliopsida, Fabales, Fabaceae.